Molecule: messenger RNA, 3276 nt
Organism: Teleopsis dalmanni
Lineage: Eukaryota; Metazoa; Arthropoda; Insecta; Diptera; Diopsidae
Exons: 7
Coding region: 1-2649 (882 amino acids)
Biological process (GO): stabilization of membrane potential; potassium ion transmembrane transport
Cellular component (GO): membrane
Molecular function (GO): potassium ion leak channel activity
Source: RefSeq, a predicted model, not a curated record
AUGAACACUUUUUUCACUGAAGCAUCGUUAUAUCAAUCCUCACAACGGGACUUAGCUGUCGAUACCACUAGAUCUGAAUUCGUUGAACAAUGUCAAUACCAAAAACUUAACGUUCUCUACGAACGUAAUUGGACGAUGUUGGUGCAUGAGCAACUGCGGCGCUUUGAGGGCACAAUUGUUGCUGCCACACGACACAGUGGCAACGCUGUCGGUUCGAGUGGUUUCGGCGCAGGUGUCAGAACUACUGCGCUGGGGCAUUUUGGUGGCAGUUUGGAUGCAAUGGAACAAACACGUUGGUCCUUCAGUGAAGCGCUGCUUUAUUCAGUGACCGUAAUAACCACAAUUGGUCACGGCAGUCUUACACCGAAAACGGCUGCUGGCAAAAUAGCCACAAUCUUGUAUGCUUUACUUGGAGUUCCACUGAUGCUGAUGUGUCUAUCAAGCUUAGGCGCCUUGCUCGCCGAGGCGUUGCAAUGCACGUACGCAAGGAUAUGUUGUCGCCUAGCACGACAUAGCAUCAUUAGCGGUAAGCACAGCAAUGACAGCGACUGCGACGGCAAUGAAGCCAGUGGUAAACGCCAAAAACGCUGCAACGCCACAAAUCUCAAUGAGCGCGUUUGCGGUGGCGUUAAUGUGAAACAGCAUGAACACGACAGAAACGGAUGCCAUGAACAGAAGCAUGCGUUGGAUUGUAAGACUUGCAAAUAUGAUGCAAUUAUAAGUGACCCAAAUAUACGAAAAAAUUUUGAAUACAACUGCUUGGAGGGCAAUACAAGUGACAGGGGUGAAGAUUCCUGUCAGCUCCUGCAAAACUCUCCAGCAAAAAUUAAUCACAAUACUUUGUGUAUGCAAACGAAAGCACCAGUAGAAGCAACAAUAGCAGCGCAUAAUGGAUAUUAUUAUCAACGAACAAUGCCACAUUUAUACCAACAACAACAACAACAGCAACAACCUGAUGUCAUGCUAAUGACUACAGCAACAACCGCUGCAGCGGGAACAUCGACAGCAACGGCAACACAAAAGUAUGCAUAUCAACAACAUUACAGUCGUUCAGCAACACCAUCACCACAACAUUUUCAGCAUCCAUUGCAAACAAUACACAUUGUUUCUUCAGCAUCGGCAAAUUCAUCACCAACACAUCAAAUGUUACGUCAAUAUGCCACACUACAACCACAACAACGCCAACAUCAACAACAACACUACCAACAACAGCAACAGCAGCAUUUUGUAGCAGUGCCAAGUAGCAUGGUACGUUUUCAGACAUCUCCAAAUCCCUGCAACGUGAUAUCUAACAAUAGUGGCGGUGUUGCUAGUUGUAGCAACAUGCCACCAAAUUGUUACACACCUGCUGCUGUUGCUGUGACUGGAGCGGCAACAAUUUAUUUUCCAAUAGCAACAACACCAGCGGUCACUCUAGCUGCAGCAACAUCCUUAUCAUCCUCAUCAGAAGCAACAGCAACAGCAACUACAACUACAACAUCUUCAACAACACAACAGAUUUCAUGCAGUCAACCGCUCGUAAAAUAUCACACAAUUCAAUUGCAGCAACAUAAAAAACCUUAUAUGACUGACGUCGACAAUGCAGGUCAGCAAGUUGCGUUAACGACAGCAACAUUACCGCCCCCACCCGCUUAUCAAACAGCUACAGUGCAUGGCGUGCGACGCGCCAAAUUUCUAACGAAACCUUUGCCACAAGAAAUAAGUACGUUACUAGCGGAAAGCGACGUUACCUACAGAGCAGAUGGUUCACAAAAUACCCUCAAUACAGAGCUUUCGUCUACUGCAACAAUGGGAGCUACAAAAACUAAUGCAGAUACUACCAACACUUUAAGUAGUGUUGGCACUUUUGAUGGCUCGAACACCACUGUAGAUAUAAUGGAGGAUGAAGAGGAGAGUGAACAACAACGCCUUGGAAACUGUCCACACGGUACACCAUCACGGGUACCACUCAUCUCACCUCCAACGGGAAAAACUGCUGGCAACGUCAAUACGAAUGAGUACGUCAAUCUGAAAGACAUGGAUAAAUCCACACGUGGACUAAUUAAUGCUACAGCUGCUUCUUUUCAUCGUCAUACACUCCACACCUUCCAACGCAGCGGUCAACGUAAGUCAACAUUAGUUAAUCGUGCUCGCGGGUGUAAUAUGCAUGCAAAAGGCAGCACAGCAACGAUUUUGACCCAUGGCAGCUGCUAUGGUGAUACCACUGAAACCUCCGAUGAUGAUGAGUACAUGCAGCGUGGCAGUGAGGAGUUUGUGCUCGAUCGCAUUGACACAGAUGGCGAUGAGGACGACGAAGCGGACUCUACUCACCAGCGAGACGACUACGAGCAAAGCGCACAAGUUCCCAUCAGUAUCGUAUUGCUAAUACUUAUCUGCUAUAUUUCCUUGGGUACUGUCAUUUUCGCAUUCUGGGAAAAUUGGUCGCUUGUUGAUGGUGCAUACUUUUGUUUUGUUACACUGACUACAAUUGGCUAUGGUGACUUCUUGCCAGAACGCACCUUUCAAGGUCCUGAAGUGCAAUUGUUUGCUUGUUGUGCGUAUCUACUACUAGGACUCGUCUUAGUGGCAAUGUCUUUCAGUAUUUUGGAAACACAACUGAUGUGGAAAUGUAAACGUAUCGCUGUAAGACUGAAGCUGGCCAAAGAUUGAUGGUGCCCAUGUAGAAUGAAUGCUAGUAUUGAUAUGGCACAGUUUUUGUAAAAUAAUUUGAAUAUAUUUGUGACAGUGUAUAUAUUAUAAGUUCACUUAAUAAUAGGCGUAAUUUUGGAUAGUUGACGUAGGUAAAUGAAGUAUAUGAAAUAGAUUAAGGAAAUUAAUUUUACAAAGCAUUUAAAUAUGCUAAUCCACAAAUCAUGUGGUUGGGUCAAUACUUUUUCUUUAUGUACGAGUAAUGGUAUAAAAAAAUCAUGUCAAAUAUAAUCACCACUAAAAGCCAUUUUGAAUUAUUAAAUCCGGAUUGUAUAUGUUAAAUAUCAGUGAUGCUCAAUAUCUUUCUAUUUGGUUAGUUUUAGGCUGACUCUUUAUUUCGACAAGUUAUUUAAAGCUAUAACUUAAGAACUUUAAGUGUAGGUUCCAUUUCGAUAUAAACAUGAUAUUCUCAAUCUUCGAGUAUUUGUGAUAAAGACUACACACAUCUUAUUUGAUCAAAUUAAGAUCAAUUUUGUUUGAAUCAAACUAAAUAAUCUUUUCUGAUCCUUACACAAUGUUUUAUAAGAUAUGUCUCUUCCAAUAAAUUUUAAAAAUAAAAUAUAAAAAAAAAAACAAGUUCACCUAAAA